Polistes dominula (European paper wasp) is the source of this 2642-nucleotide messenger RNA. RefSeq names its product acetylcholinesterase. Gene Ontology annotation, molecular function: acetylcholinesterase activity. Gene Ontology annotation, biological process: acetylcholine catabolic process; choline metabolic process. The record is from RefSeq and is a predicted model, not a curated record. Gene Ontology annotation, cellular component: plasma membrane. Lineage: Eukaryota; Metazoa; Arthropoda; Insecta; Hymenoptera; Vespidae.
UCGACUCGUCAGUGCGGCCUGAACGGUUAACCGGCCUACUUCUCUCGCGGUUUGCUUGUUUUAAGUCUUCUCUAAUACAUACACACACACACAUACUCUUSUUCUUCUCUCUCUCUCUUUUAUCGUUAUCACCUCCCGCGAUUGCGUCGGCCGUUAUCAUUUCGCCGUCCAGAUUUUAACACGUGUUACCACAACUGGUUCUCUUCUUCCCUCGUACGAGUGGACGAUUCGUCUGAAAGAAAAAGGGACAAAAAAGAACAAAAAUUAAGGAAGGAAGGAAGGAAGGAAGGAAAUAAAUAAAUAAACUAUUACGAAUAAUCUUAAGGACCGUAAAGAACACUAUUUGCACUUUGUCGAGGCAUGCCGAGAAUCCGAACGAGGAGUAAGAAUCGCGCGUAAAAACUCGACACCAAUUGGAAAGAGUAAAAACGCUGCUACUGCUGCUGCUCUUAGAGCUAAGGUGAGGACGACCUACAGGAUGCCAAGAAGUCGUAGUUCAUUUUCCAGAAUCGAAGGACUAAUGCUGCUAAGUUUGAUCAUGCUCGUCUACCUCGACAUCUGUUGGUGUUCGUUAUCCCAUAGAAGUAGACACCAUGCCGAGUUAUCUCACGAGGAGGUGAAAAAUUAUCGUCAGGAUGAACAUUAUCCAAGAGCAGAAGCUCUUAGUUCUAAUCCUAACGAUGAUCCAUUGAUCGUACAAACUAGAAAGGGCAAAGUAAGAGGCAAAACAUUCACAGCAAUGACUGGAAAGGAAGUUGAUGCUUGGUUUGGCAUACCUUAUGCUCAAAAACCCUUGGGACCACUAAGAUUUCGACAUCCAAGACCUGCCGAACGUUGGAACGGUGUUCUCAAUACGACUACUUUGCCAAACAGUUGCGUCCAAAUUCUCGACACGGUGUUUGGGGAUUUUUCUGGUGCCACCAUGUGGAAUCCUAACACACCGUUAAGCGAGGAUUGUCUUUACAUUAACGUGGUAGUACCACGACCCAGGCCUACUAACGCCGCUGUUAUGGUAUGGAUAUUUGGUGGUGGUUUUUAUUCCGGGACAGCAACGUUGGACGUUUACGAUCACAAAACGUUGGUAUCCGAAGAGAACAUAAUUCUCGUCUCGAUGCAAUAUCGACUAGCCAGUUUAGGUUUCCUCUAUUUCGGGACAUCAGAUGUUCCCGGUAAUGCCGGUCUGUUCGAUCAAAUAAUGGCCCUCCAAUGGAUACGCGAUAAUAUCGGUGCUUUCGGUGGUAAUCCUGACAACGUGACCCUGUUCGGUGAAAGUGCUGGAGCCGUGUCCGUUUCCAUGCACCUUCUAUCGCCAUUGUCCAGGCACCUCUUCAAUCAGGCGAUAAUGCAAUCGGGUUCAGCAACCGCCCCCUGGGCUAUUAUUUCACGCGAGGAAUCUAUCGUACGAGGGAUCAGGUUAGCGGAAGCUGUUAAUUGUCCACACGAUCGGGAUCAUUUGCAGGACGUUAUAGAUUGUCUGAUAGCCAAGGAUCCAAAAGAAUUGGUGGACAGCGAAUGGGGUACUUUGGGUAUCUGCGAAUUUCCAUUCGUACCUGUUAUCGACGGUACGUUUCUUGAUGAAAUGCCACAACGUUCCUUGGCAACAUCCUCCUUUAAAAAGGCUAACAUCCUGAUGGGUUCCAAUACGGAAGAAGGAAUCUACUUUAUCAUCUAUUAUCUUACCGAAUUAUUCCGUAUCGAUGGUACCGAGGAUGUCGAAGUUUCCAGAGAACAAUUCGUCAAGGCCGUCUCGGAAUUGAAUCCUUACGUUAAUCAAAUAGGACGUAACGCAAUUAUAUACGAGUAUACCGAUUGGCUUCAUCCCGAUGAUCCUCACAUCAAUCGCGAUGCCAUUGACAAAUUGGUCGGUGAUUAUCAGUUCACCUGUAACGUCAAUGAAUUUGCUCACCGAUACGCUGACACUGACAAUACCGUUUACAUGUACUACUAUAAGCACAGAUCAGCGAACAAUCCUUGGCCAAAAUGGACAGGUGUUAUGCACGCCGAUGAGAUCAACUAUAUAUUUGGUGAACCUUUAGACUCUUCUAGGGGUUAUACAGAAGAAGAAGUUCUAUUAUCGAAAAGAAUGAUGAAGUAUUGGGCUAAUUUUGCUAAAACUGGAGAUCCGAAUCUUGGUGACUCGACUUCUUGGACGCUUCCUCAUUGGCCAGUUCACACUGCCGUUAAAAAGGAAUAUUUAACACUUGACACCAACAACUCUGACGUCGGUUAUGGCAUCAGAACGAGACAGUGCGCGUUUUGGAAAAGAUAUCUUCCGCAAUUGCUUGCCGAUACAUCGAAACUGGACCUGAAAUCGAAGGAUACUUGCAGCGGUGCCAGCGGGAAUUAUGUUCGUGGAUUAAAUGGAAUAAUUACUGGACAAUCUCAAUUUCUAUUGGUAUUGAGUUUAACCCUUGGAACGGUAUUUUUAACGCGAACGACGAGAAUGAGCUUAGGUUUAUCUGAAACCUUAGAUGGGUCACGUCUUUAUGAUACAAGAGGUCUCGUCUAGCUCCUGGUUACGCUCGUUUUACGAGCUCUCCUUGAUCCUACGGGAAUAAUUCAAAGUCCUUUGAUUCGAACUAACUAACUAACUAACUAACUAACUAACUAAUAAAAAAUAAAAAAACAAAAAAUAAAAAUAA